AUGGAUUCUGAAUAUAAACUAUCGCACAAAGCCAAAAAACGUAUAAAGGAAGUUAAAAGAAAAGCCCGACCAGAGUUGGCUGAUAAAUACCAAUGGAUAGCUUUAAAGUAUGCUAGUAAUUUUGAAGAAUUUAUAAAAUGUAAAGACAAUGUUGAUAGAAUAGAUGAGCAUGAAGUAAGUCCAGAAGAGUUUAUAGAGAAAUAUGAAAAAAUCUACAAGCCUGUGGUAAUAACAAAUACACAGGUUAACUGGAGAGCUAACCAUAAAUGGACUCAAGAAAGAUUAGCCAAAAAAUAUCGUAACCAAAAAUUUAAGUGUGGUGAAGAUAAUGAAGGGUAUAGUGUUAAGAUGAAAAUGAAGUAUUAUGUAGAAUAUAUGCGGACAACGACUGAUGAUAGUCCACUUUAUAUUUUUGAUAGUAGUUUUGGUGAGCAUCCAAGAAGAAAGAAGCUCUUGGAUGAUUAUGAAGUACCUACAUACUUUAGGGACGACUUGUUUAAAUAUUGUGGAGAGGAAAGAAGACCACCUUAUAGGUGGUUUGUGAUGGGACCACAACGGUCUGGUACUGGAAUACAUAUAGAUCCAUUAGGCACAAGUGCUUGGAAUGCUUUAGUGUUUGGACAUAAAAGAUGGUGCUUAUUCCCCACACAGACACCAAGAGAACUGAUCAAAGUGACUGGUGCAAUGGGUGGGAAACAAAGAGAUGAAGCUAUAACAUGGUUUAAGCUAAUUUAUCCUAAAACUCAAAUGGAGUCUUGGCCUGAAGAGUAUAAGCCUGUUGAAAUACUUCAAAAACCUGGUGAAACAGUAUUUGUUCCUGGAGGUUGGUGGCAUGUUGUUCUAAACCUUGACGACACAGUUGCAGUGACACAAAAUUUCUGUAGUCGCACUAACUUCCCCGUUGUUUGGCAUAAGACAGUGCGAGGUCGCCCUAAACUAUCCAAGAAGUGGGUUAAAGUUUUAGAAUCCAAAGAGCCAGAUCUAUACAAAGUGGCAAGUAGCAUGGACUUGAGUCAAGGCACUGGAGUGGCAUCAGACAGUUCGUCUAAUAGCAGUUCAUCUAGCAGUGACAGUGAUAGUAGCUCUUCAGGAAGUUCCAGUGAAGAAGAUAGUGGACAAGAAAGCAUCACUGCACACAAAAAAAAGAGAAAACGGAAAGCU
Molecule: messenger RNA, 1161 nt
Organism: Brenthis ino (lesser marbled fritillary)
Lineage: Eukaryota; Metazoa; Arthropoda; Insecta; Lepidoptera; Nymphalidae
Source: the annotation of a GenBank genome assembly